UUAUCUUUUAGUUUCGAAGCUCAUUCAACAUUUCACUAGCCGGCCCUAAUCCGCCUCUGCAUGUCUCCCUCUCCUCGGGCUCAGAUCUCGCAACCCCACCAGCCUCCGAUCUCGUGCCGCUGGCAACACCAACGCUCGUGAUACACGCGCACAGAUCACUCGCUCACGCUGCUGUACCUAUUGCCUGUGGUCGCCCCCUCCGAUCUCAACCCUCGCACCUCCAGUAGCCUCCGACAUCGCACUUCAGGCGACAGUCACAAUCGUGCUUUGCGUUCACUGGUGGUAGCUCUUAGUCGGUCAAACUGCUCAACGUCGAGAACUUCUCCAGAGCAGCAAUCGCAAAGCCAAGAUUGCCAUAACACUAGCAGCAACCUAGCACUAGAAUCCCUAAUACGGCAUUUAGAAUACUAUGACGCGUAAACAUAAUAUCUCCGGACAGUCAAUCCUCGAAGAGUUACGAAGACAAAGUGAAGACAUAAACUUGAGUUCGGAAGAUGGGUUGGAACAAAUUAGGCUCAAUGAUGAUGGGGAUGAAAUUUCAGAGACGGAGAUGUUAAAUCAAAGUGGUGGUGAUCUACCGGAACGUGCUGCACCUAAGAAUAAAAGAGAUGAAAAUGAGCCACUGCUUGUGAAAGUUAAAGACAUCUCUAGUGGAGAAAUUAUCACUCGCAAGAUGACAGCGAUUCAGGUUUGGGCCUUGAAAAAGAGUGAAAAAGUUAUGAUGGAGUUGGAUGCAGAUGGACAAGGUCGAGAUAACGGCUCGAACCUGUUUGUGAGAUUUCUUGGUCAGGUAGCUCGUCGAAUUAUAUUUUGUCCCAUAUCAAUCAAAAGAUGGGAUAAGAUGCCAGAAGAUAACACAAAAAGACAAUGGGAACUUAUUGAAGAAAAUUUUGAGUUUGAUUAUGCUGCUGGCGUCAAAUGGGCUCUGAGGACCUUAGGUGAUAGAUGGAAGGCCCAUAAGUAUAAUUUACGAGGAGAAUACUUCUUUCCUAACAAAAGAAAGGCAGAAAUUCUGGCUGUGAAUCCCUCAGACAUACUGCCUGUUGAAUGGACUGCUUUUGUGGAUCAUUAUAUGGAUCUUAAAAUAAAGGUAAAUAAUUAA
Arachis duranensis is the source of this 1102-nucleotide messenger RNA. RefSeq lists its product as uncharacterized. The record is from RefSeq and is a predicted model, not a curated record. NCBI's taxonomy places the organism in Eukaryota, Viridiplantae, Streptophyta, Magnoliopsida, Fabales, Fabaceae. The transcript has 5 exons. Bases 410 to 1102 code for a protein of 230 amino acids.